CAAAUUAUCUCCAUACCUAAGACAUGCAGAAAAAAAUGGAGAAUAGGGUUUCCAGCCCGUCUAUUUUUCAGUUGGAGACAAUGGAAUUGAAGAGAAUGAUGAAGGAAUUAGGAGGCGGAAUUACAGAGGAAUCACCAAUUUCAAAGCCUCAAAAUUCAAACGUUCCCAUUGCCACGCCUUCUCCGAAACCAAACCCUAAAAAUUCCAGCGUUGUCGUUGCCAUGCCUUCUUCCCCAAAAACUGUCCGAAAGAAAAAAAGAGAUUAUCUGCAAAGAGGGCAAUGGCUUCGCGCAGCUGUUCUGGGAUUGAACGAGGGAGUUGUGAGCACAGCAUGGCUGAUGAUUGGGACGGGCGCGGGAAAGUCGGGCGUAAAAACCAUGCUGGAUACGGGGCUGGCGGCUGUGGCGGCGGGGUCAUGUAGCAUGGCCAUUGGCGAAUUCAUUUCUGUGAAAAUACAGCACGAUGUAGAACUGGCGAACUUCCAGAGGGAGAACAAGUCCCUCAAGGGAUUCGAACACGCCACAUUUAUAAUUAGCCUUCCAGAUCCUAUUGAGGCGGCUUGCGCAUCGGCUCUUGCUUUUUCUGUGGGAGCGCUUUUCCCCUUAAUCUCUGCGGUUUUUGCCACUCACUAUAUAACUCGAGUUUGGUUGCUGGCUGGGGUUUCUAGCUUGGUUCUCAUCUUGAUUGGCGCCAUUGGAGCUUACUUUGCUUGUUCUUCAAUUGUGAAAGGGAGUUUAAGAGUGCUGUUGGGUGGAUGGAUUGCUUGUGUAGUAAGCUUUGGCUUGCGCAAGCUCUUUAAUAGUAGUGAACAACAGUAUGAAGUAUGACUAGACUGUCAACCCAAAUGAGAUUCCAAGGAUCUUACUAUCAUUAUUUCAUUUCAAUUAAUGCUGUCCCAAUGGGAAUAUGUUGUUUUUCAUUCCGUUAUGCAAAGGAGCUCUAGGUUUGCAAUAACUGAUCUUCUAUAGCUACUCAAUCAAAACCAUUCAGUGUAAGCCAGUUCAGU
Cryptomeria japonica (Japanese cedar) is the source of this 1006-nucleotide messenger RNA. Its product is annotated as vacuolar iron transporter homolog 3. Gene Ontology annotation, cellular component: membrane. Gene Ontology annotation, molecular function: manganese ion transmembrane transporter activity; iron ion transmembrane transporter activity. Gene Ontology annotation, biological process: intracellular manganese ion homeostasis. Lineage: Eukaryota; Viridiplantae; Streptophyta; Pinopsida; Cupressales; Cupressaceae. Bases 24 to 827 code for a protein of 267 amino acids. The transcript has a single exon. The record is from RefSeq and is a predicted model, not a curated record.